AUGCAGAACGCUUCACCAAAAAGGACUUAAUUUUAAAAAGAAUUACCACCUAUACUUAAAUAAACGACAAUCCUUCCUCAAGACAGACCUCCAAUGCCUUAAUAAUCUGGGUUAGUUAAUAAGAGCAGAAAGGACGAGUCUAGUAAGGGAAGAAUAAGCAAUAAAAAGGCCGAAUCUAAUUAAACUUUAUCUGAGGCAGAUUCUGAAUCUCUUGAGGAAUCAAACAAGGCAAGAUCAAUAUCAUCUUCAUCAGCAAGUAACUUUAUCCAGAGAAGAAAUCCUUUUGGGGAUAUUGGAAAUUAGAAAUCAGGAUCAGGAAUGUCUAAACCCUAUUAGAGUCAGAGCGAAAAAAGAUAGAAUUUAGAUGAUUUAAAAGUGAUGAGAAGAAAAAAUGUAGUGCCAAUUGUAAUGAAUUAACUCCAAGAUUUUACAAAUCUCAAAAGGAUAUUUGAUGUUGAUGUAUCUGAUGAAAAAUUUGAGGAAAGAAGGGUCGUAAUGCUAAAAUCAAUGCUUAGAAUGAAAGAAAAAGAAAAUAUUGUACUAAGAGAAUUAUUGAAAAGGAAAGAAAAUGCAUUUUUAAGAUGUUCAGAAUUAUGCGCAUUUUUGAGUUAGGUACUUAGCAACGACUAUUUAGAAAAAAGAAAAAAUAACAUUGGAGAACCACUAGGAGUUUAACUCAGCAAAAAAGAUACCAGAAAAAUCUAAACCAGUCUAGCCUGGCAAGAUAUAAUUCAUGAGCAUGCUACAAAUAAUGUAGAAAAAAGAAUAAUGAUGGAAAUGGGCCAAGCUAUAUCACAAAAUAAUCAAAGCUAGUAGCAUCAAUAGUAACAUUUAAGUAUGGAGCAUGCUCGGAACAAUCUAUCAAGAUUAGAAAACUCAAUAAAUUCACCUUAUCCUCGUGGAUUAAUUGCGAUAAAUAAUCAGAAAGAUGCUAUUUCGAUUAUCAAUUCCCCAGCAAUAAAAAAAGAUUUAAAUCAAAACUCAAUGCAGACUGACCAGUCAACAUCAAAAUACUUUAACUAUGAAACUGCGAUGAGACUUGAAACAGAUCUAUAUCUCUUAUUUAGAUCAUUGAUAAAGUUUCUAAAAAAUGAUAACUUUUUGGAGUACUAUUAGCAUCUCAUUCAUUUGAAAACUGCGAUUAGAGAAUCAAUAUAAUCCUUGUUUGAUUUUGGUCUAGUGCUGGGAUGCCAAGAGAGAUUCGCAGUAGAAAAGCAACAAGUUGAGUAUUUUUAAGGAAUAAAUAGAUAUUUACUUAAAGGUGAGGUUCAAGGAGUAAAAAGAGGGCAAGCCAAAGCAGAGGAAUAAUCUAUAAUGGCUUGCAUAAGGAGGAAAAUCUAUCUUAGCUCAAAGAGAAUUAAAAAGAUUUUAAAGCAGAGUUAACCAUAAACAUCUGAUUAUCUGUCUACUCAACUUAAUAAAUUAAGAGCUAAUGAGAUAAAAAUAUAACUCGAGCUAUAAGGUCUCUAAACAGAGCUAGAAUUGUAAAGGAACUGUAAUAUUUAGAUAGAACAAAGAUUAAAUUCUAUUGAUGAAUUUUCACUAAAGAAGUUUCACAAGUUCUAAGUUUAACUAAAACAAAAGGUAUUCGACUAGUUGAGAUAAUUGUAAGAAAGGUCUACAUAAAAAACAUUUAUCCUAGAAAUGUAAACUGCUCUAAGUAGCAUCUUUAAAUUUGAGAGAUUUUUAAAUGGUCAAGAUGAAUAUGAAUAUGUUAAGUCUUUAACUAAAUACAAGGGUAGUCCGAAGCAAAGCCCCUCUAAACCUGAAAAUUAAUUUGAAAAAACAAAUAAAGCAAUAAUUAAUCAGAUAAACAAACUUAAGUGCUAUUUAACAGAUUUUGAUAAGAUGAUGAAUGAUGUGUGUUAAAGCAAAUAAGACGGAAAUAAAAAUUGA
Messenger RNA from Stylonychia lemnae, 1896 nucleotides. The record is from the annotation of a GenBank genome assembly. NCBI's taxonomy places the organism in Eukaryota, Ciliophora, Spirotrichea, Sporadotrichida, Oxytrichidae.